AUGGCCGACCUCCUAGCCGGCAUCGACACGAGUGUCUUUGAUCUCCCUCCCAGCCAAAGUCCUGUUAAAUCACAAGUCCCAUUGCCCGCCUUGUCGCCUGUAGCUGAGCGACGAAACCCCAAGACACAUCCGAGUUCGCAACGCAGUCCCAGGAAACGAUCAUCCCAGGGUCCAAACGCGUCAACAGCUCCCAAAGCCAAAGCCACCGGCGCACUUCCAAACUCUGUCCCAAAGCGAGAACCACUGUCACCCAAGAAAUCUGCAACAGGGAACCAGGUUGACCUGUUUAGCAUCCUUGGUCUUGCACCCGCCAAGAAGAAAGUGGCUGCCGACGUCAAGCCGAGCCUCAACCAGCGCCGCGUGACUCCCACACACAAGUUGGACGCCGCCAAGACACAGUCCAGUGUCAAGGCGGAGCCCACUGUAAAGUCUGAACCUGCUGGCAAGGUCGAGGCUCCUACACCAGUUGUCUCGCGGGCAGUGCCCCUUUUGUCUACACCAACGUUCCUUGACGUCGACACGGAUGAUUAUGAUGGCGACUGGGACAUGGCCGCGUUAGCGAGCAUGGACGAAGCACAGCUCUUUUGUUCUUCCACUAGUGUUGCUCCCCGAUACCCGAUCCUUCACCCGCUUGUUCCCGAACCACCAAAGGAUUACAAGAGUGUACCUUUUGAGCGCUGCAUGGUGGAAGGAGUCUAUGAUGGUAUCCUCGACCAUAUACCAGAGCGCCUUGCUUCACAGGACGCACCACCUGCCCGCUUUUCGUUUGCUGUCACUGCCAAGACUCUUGUCGUCGCAACGUCAAGCGGUCAACGCCUCGUGCAUCUUAAGGAGCGCUGGGUGGACCUUAAAAUUCGCCGUGGAGACAUUGUCAAUGUCAUCUCUCCUACUCUCGCUGCCGCUGGUCCUAUUGUCGUCACGAUGAAGGAUUCCGCCACCUACAUCAUUCACCACCCCGAUGUCCUGGUGACUAUGACUUCCAUUGCCAACGCCAUGCCAUGUGCCCGUCGUCCUGUCGUUCAGCAACUCGUCAAGCUUCCCGAGCCACCAUCCAAGGCGAUGUUGUACGGCACCGUACUACACUCGCUUCUUCAAGACUCGUUGUCCGAGCAGUCAUUUGACCGCCAGUCCACGGCACGUCGUGUUGCAACUGAGCUCGCGCGUGAAGAGCGACGUCUCGAGGUAUGGGGCGCUGGAUUGGAUCCCCUCGCCGUCUCCGAGGAGCUGGGUCCUACGGCUGAAGAUGCGUUUGCCUCCUUUGGGGACAAAUGGAUUGGCCCCAUCCCUACGUCGAACGGAGAGGUCAAGACGGCCCGCGAUGAACAGGUUGGCACACUUGCCAUCAAUGGCCUUCACGAUAUCGAAGAGGACAUCUGGUCGCCAAAAUGGGGCCUCAAGGGAAAAGUCGACGCGAGUGUUCAGGCCGUCAUGAAGAAGGACGGCGAGACAACCGAGUUUGUCGCUCCUCUCGAGAUCAAGACGGGCCGGAGCAUCGGAGGUGUUGCACACCGUGCCCAAACAAUGCUCUACACUCUGCUGAUGGAGGACCGUUACUGUUUGCCAAUCCCGGCUGGUCUGCUAUACUACUCACAACGCGACACUAUUGUACUCGUCGAGGCUCGUAACAACGAGGUCCGCGCCCUCAUCAUGGCACGGAAUGAGCUCGCGGAAUGGAUGUUCCGUGAGCGUUCAACACGAGCCGCGACUGUCUCGAACGAGCCAGAUUCCGAACCCACCGCCAUCGAGGACCGCUUCCUUCCUGAAACGACUGACACGGCUUCCGACUGCAAGAGGUGUUACGCUUCCGACGUCUGCAUGUUAUAUCGCAAGGCGGUCGACAAAGUGCCAGCGCCGGAGGACGACCCUAUCGGCGAGCUUUUUGAAUCCAAGACUGGCCACUUGACCGAUGCCCAUGCCAAAUUCUUCGCCCACUGGGAGCGUCUCCUCUCGCUCGAGGAGCAGGACACGCUGCGGUUGAGGUCGCAGCUCUGGACCAUGACUGCCAGUGCGCGUGAGAAGGUUGGACGUGCCUUCGCCAGUAUGGUCAUCGUCAAGGAGGAAAACAGCAGCAAGUCACUUAACCGCAUUCACAAAUGGGCCUACGCAUUUGAGCGGUCGCCUGGAGUGGACGCAUCUCAUACUCUGCUCAGUGGCCACAUUGCGCGGGGAGAUCCUGUGGCUAUUAGUAUCGACGAGCUACCAUGUCUGGCCCGCGGGUUUGUGACCGAACUGUCCCCCACACGAAUCACUGUGGCGCUUGCUUCUCAGCUCGACCUCACCGAACUGCUUAAGCGCACCCGCUCGUCACUCGACCCCAACCACAUGUCAUUCCGCAUCGAUAGGGACGAGCUCGCAUCUGGCAUGGCGCGGAUGCGCGGCAACCUAGCACACAUGUUCCUCACGAAUGGUGACGCUAAGCGUCGUCGGCUCGUUGUCGACCUUGCCAAGCCGGAAUUCGACGAUUCUAAGGGCCCAGCAGCACAUGAGAUCCCGGCGUCGCUGAACGAAGAUCAGCGCAAAGCCAUGACCAAGGUCCUCACAGCCAAGGACUAUGCUCUUGUGCUUGGUAUGCCCGGAACGGGCAAGACGACGACCAUCGCUGAGAUCAUCAAAGCCAUUGUCGAGCGCGGUCAGAGUGUGCUCUUGACUAGUUACACCCACUCGGCCGUGGACACCAUUGUGACAAAGCUCCUCGGUGCCGACUUUCAAGUCCUGCGUAUCGGCAACCAGGACAAAGUUCACCCAGACGUUCGUCACCUCACGCUCGACGCACUCGGACCGAGCGCCGCUCCAGAGCAGAUGGCCGCGAGGCUCAUGGACCCGCCCGUCGUCGCUGCCACAUGUCUCGCAGUCGAACAACGAGGCGUCUCAGAUUACCUUGCCUACGUGCCUUGGACCGCUCAGGUGUGCCGAGACAUUUGUUCUUGUUGGCGAUCACUUCCAGCUUCCUCCAAUUCUGAAGCCCGUGCUGGUGGUCUGGACGUGUCCCUCUUCCGUCGCCUGUCUGAUGCACACCCGGACGCCGUCGCGCCGCUGGCGGCUCAAUAUCGCAUGAACGAGGACAUUAUGCUCCUCUCCAACCGCCUCAUAUACGAGAACCGCCUGCGAUGUGGCUCUGAGGCGGUCGCGAACCAGGUUCUGACCCUGCGGUCGCGCAAAACGUGCCCCGAGAUUUCGCCUUCGACAUGUGGUGAAGACUGCUGGGUGCAAGGGCUCAUGGAGGAAAGCGCCAAAGCAGUGUUUGUCGACACCGAUACUGUACCUGGGCGCGAGACUCGCGCCGGUGAGCUUGUUCAAAACCCAACUGAAGCGUCACUGGUGUACACGCUGGUACGUGCGCUCGUUCACUCGGGUGUGCGCGAGCACGACAUUGCCGUCAUCACGCCGUACCGACAGCAGAUCAAACUCCUUUCCACUUUCUUCACCACCCUGCCAAAGGUCGAACUCCUGACUGCCGACAAGGCACAGGGACGUGACAAAGACGUGAUCAUCUUCUCGAUGGUCAGGAGCAACGAGGACGGCAACGUUGGCGGCCUGUUGCGUGACUGGCGUCGUAUCAACGUAUCGUUCACUCGUGCAAAGAAGAAGCUCGUCAUUUUUGGCUCGCGCUCAACUCUGCUGUCUGACCGCCUCCUGGCCGACUUCUUCAGCCUCGUUGAGGAGCAGCAGUGGGUACGUCGGCUGCCUCGCGGGGCCGACCAGAUGCACGGCGAGGUCAAGAGCAAUACCUUGUCAGAUGACAAGGAAAGCAAAGCCGUCAAGGAGGAGCUUGGUGAGGGAAAGAGCAAGGAUAAAGGGAAGCGCGCUGUUCUCGGCGAGCGGCUGGUCAACGCCCACCCCUUCGUCAAGGAGAUUCUGGAGGAAGUCAAUACCACAACAAUAAACUAG
Molecule: messenger RNA, 3888 nt
Organism: Apiotrichum porosum
Lineage: Eukaryota; Fungi; Basidiomycota; Tremellomycetes; Trichosporonales; Trichosporonaceae
Gene: DNA2
Product: Tripartite DNA replication factor
Exons: 9
Coding region: 1-3888 (1295 amino acids)
Biological process (GO): replication fork reversal
Cellular component (GO): cytoplasm
Molecular function (GO): 5'-flap endonuclease activity; helicase activity
Source: RefSeq, a predicted model, not a curated record